AUGCGUGAUGUCGAAACCUCAACACCGUGCAAGUCCAUUCGAUCUGGACAAGAUCAAGCGGUUCAAUGUUAUGUUCGGUCCAGUCCAUCUGGAAAUAUUGAUAUUUCCGAACAGCCAACAUCGAAGAAUCCAGACGAAUGGAUGAAAUCAAUGGAUGAUGUGAAUCACGUGAUUGCACUGAUUUCUGAUAUAGAAUCUUUUGAUCACAAAAUUUUACCUGAACACGUCAGCUCCACUGCUAUAUCAUCCGAUGUGUUACCUACUUUCCGGUCAACGGUAUCUUCGAAUCUUCAGAUUGGCAUUUCCCUGUUUGAAAUCGAUUCGGAAUCCCAGUUGGGCUCGACCGCUCCAGUUAUGUCAUCUCUGGAACAGGAAUUGUUGGAUGAUUUAUUUUUCCAGGCAUAUUGA
Molecule: messenger RNA, 408 nt
Organism: Echinostoma caproni
Lineage: Eukaryota; Metazoa; Platyhelminthes; Trematoda; Plagiorchiida; Echinostomatidae
Source: the annotation of a GenBank genome assembly